Molecule: messenger RNA, 600 nt
Organism: Scomber scombrus (Atlantic mackerel)
Lineage: Eukaryota; Metazoa; Chordata; Actinopteri; Scombriformes; Scombridae
Product: mas-related G-protein coupled receptor member X4-like
Exons: 3
Coding region: 1-600 (199 amino acids)
Biological process (GO): G protein-coupled receptor signaling pathway
Cellular component (GO): membrane
Molecular function (GO): G protein-coupled receptor activity
Source: RefSeq, a predicted model, not a curated record
AUGUCGGACUCUCCAAGCCAAGCUCCCGGGCUGCCCCAGCCCGCCCCUGGGCAUGACGACAUCAUCACCUUAAUUUACUUUGUUGGUCUAAUGGCCAGUGUUGGCUUCAUGGUCUGUAUUUCUCUGGAAAGGCAUUUGCUCAUCGCCUGGCCUCUGUGGUACCGCUUCGGACGACCCAUCAAGGUCUCAGCGGUGGUCUGUGUUGUGGUCUGGGUCAUAGCUUUGUUUACUGGCUGUUUUGUCAGAUUCAGUCACGAUAGAACCAUGGUCACAGCAGUCAACUUCCUCCUCCCCUUCCCUGUGCUCAUCUUCUCAGUGGUUGGGACCUUUAAAGCUCAGUCUGCUGCCAUCUCGGUCUCCUCUGAGGAAAAACGGCGAAUUGUUGGAGCAACAAUUCUGGUGUUGCUUAAUUACACACUGCUGUUCCUGCCUUUCAUCAUUUUGGGCAUAACACAAACUUAUACUUCAACUACACCUCGUACAUUCAUCUAUCUCAAUCCUCUUGGAGACUUGGUUCUUUAUGUUUUCAUGAGAAAAGGGGCCAUAGACAAGCUAUUGGCCUCUGUGUGUUGUUGCAGGAUGGAAACACAACAGGAAUAG